Messenger RNA from Sesamum indicum (sesame), 5882 nucleotides. RefSeq names its product histone-lysine N-methyltransferase (gene EFS). NCBI's taxonomy places the organism in Eukaryota, Viridiplantae, Streptophyta, Magnoliopsida, Lamiales, Pedaliaceae. Gene Ontology annotation, molecular function: protein binding; zinc ion binding; histone H3K36 methyltransferase activity. Gene Ontology annotation, cellular component: nucleus. The record is from RefSeq and is a predicted model, not a curated record.
AGAACUUCUGAAGUCCAAAAAUAGAAAAAAAAGAAAAAGAAAAAGAAAACCCAUUUGACCUCUAUUCGCGAAAGACCGUAGCCUGCCACGAGUCAAAGUGUCAAACACCCACAACACCUGCUGAGUCACUUGUACUUUGUUCUAUCAACGUUGUACAUCUACCCUCUGUGUGUCAACUGCAAUAGGUAUAAGCCUCCAGGUUUUGGUCGGAAAACCUCUCUCUCUCUCUCUCUCUCUCGCUCUCUCUCACUAUUUCCUUUCACACCCUUAAAAGCCGUUAGCCGACACAGCUAGGCAAAUUCUCUUCUCUUACAAAACACGCAGUGGAAUAGAUGUACAUAGAGGCGUUGAUUGUGUAUAUAUAUACAUACAAGUUUUAUUUUCUAUUUUUUAAAUUUAAUGAUCAAGUAAUCCGCCCUCGUUGAUCGUCUACGCGUUUAUCGAUUCUCUAUAGGGGAAGAGUGUCCUUGUAAGUUGCAUGACUAUUGCUGCUGAGGCUUCUUCUCAUAUUUGAUGAAUCUCAGUGAACAGAAUAAUAUGUUUACUGAGACAUCAUUUGGAGAAAAUGCAAGUGAAAUUAAAGAAGAGUCACCCGUGGUUGAUCUGGAUUUGAUCACUGGAAAAUUAUCAGUUUGUCCGGAACCGAAUGAAUCUUCUUGUGUGGGAGCUGGUGGAUCAUCUAUGAGCAUGGUCAAUUCAGAUGUUUCUGGUGCUGACCACCUUCUUUCGGCUUUCGGUUCUAUCAGCGUUUCUGACCGAUUUGAGCCAAGGGAUAAUACAACAGAUGGUAUUAAAGCUGAUGCUUUGUUUUACAUUGGCGAAGCUGAUCCAUCUGGACAGAGACCUGAUGAGGCAAAAUAUAUUAGUAAAUUUGAUUUUUCUGAGUCAGCCAGUAUUGCUGAACCAUCUAGCCGAAUGGAUGGUGAAGCUGAAGUUUUGGUUGGAACUGACAAAUCCUGCAAAUCAAAUCAUCCUCAAAUUUUAUACACAUCGUUGCAGAGGAGUGCCUGCGAUACUAAAUCAAGUCAGAACAAUGAGUCCCAAAAACCAUCAAAACAAAAAGGUAGGAGGAUACCAAGCAAAAAAUCUGUAUUGGAUUUAAGUUCCUUGCCAAUAUUAAGAAGAAGUAGAAGUUCAUUCUCCAAGCCUGCUCGAUCUUCUGUUUGGGGAUAUUUGGGGAAUAUCUUACCAGUUACGGAAGGAAAUAGUGAGCUUGAUCAAGACAUAGGUAAAGAGAAAAAACUAAGAAAAGUUGGAGGAGGUAAAGGAAAACAUAAUGCUACCAAGGGCCAGAUAGGUCGAAAAUCAACCAAGAAAAGGUGCGGUACAACUGGUCGUAUCUCUUUGAAGAUUAGGAUUGGCAAUAAAAGCUGUAGUUUGGGGGAUGCUGCUGAAAAUCUUAGUGCAUCAGGGAAUGACAUUGCUGAAAUAUUUGACACAAUGGAAAACAAGUUGGGAGAAGAAAUGUCUCGAGAUACGAUAUCUCCAUGUGAGAAGAAUUUAGAGAAUGCGACUUCUCCUGAUGCCUCUGCUUUGAGCACUCAUCUUGAUGACAGUGGUGCUCUUUGUAAUUCUUCCUUAAAUAAUUCAAGUGACUUCCAUCAAAUCAUAAGUCACGACAACAGUGUUAAUAUGGGAGCUCCCAUUGAAAACCAUUGUUCAGAUGUAGGAACUUCGCCUGAUUCAGAAGUUAUAAACUCCGUUCCUGAUGGUUCAUUUUGUGAAAAAGAGUUACCAGAUAUACAUGAUAGUCCGAUUAUGUCAAAGGAGUAUGUUCCUCCAAGUGAUGUCUCAAAUUUGAUUUUGUCAAGGGAGAAGUUCAAGAAAGGAAAGAAGACAGAUAAACUACGUCUGGUAGGUAAUUGUACUUUGGAAAGCAAACAAACUGGUGGACAAACCAUGGAUACUGCUAACUUAUCCAUCCCAAUUGGGGAUUUUACAAGUUUGAGUUUGCCUCAUUCUAAAUGUAAGAAAGGAAAGAAGAAAGAUAAACUCGACGAGGUUGGUGAUCUUAGUGUGCAUGGCGAGCUAACUGGCACAGACACCACAAAUAAUGCCGAAGUACCUGCAGAUCAUGGAGUGGGCGAGAAAGUGGGUGAUGCCUCCAUGAUAACAACUGUAAAACCAUAUCCUGAUGGUGCUGAAACAAAUGCUUGUUCUGGGCUUGUUGCUGCAAGUGUGUCCCCAAACUCACCGGUCCAUGAAAAGUUAAUUCCUAGCAAGAAUGGCCGAAAACUCCCUAAAUGCUCCAGAGCAAAGGGAGUUCGCAAAGCCAGGUCUAGAAUCUUAGAUUUACCCUGUGAGAGAAACAAAGCCUCUAAAAGGAAGGGAAAGAAAAGCAAUGUUGGUGGCAAGCAUCAAGCUACUGAGGUUGGUGCUAAUGGUGCCCUUAGUGGAGUGGAAAGCCUUCUGGAAGCAGGAAAUCAAAAAUCAUCUGAUCUUGGAGAAACUGCAGCUUUUAGCAAAGAUAUAAGUGCUCCAAGAAGUGACCAGCAAAAUUCAUCUGGUGGGGUGAGGGAGCAAUAUACCCCACCAAGGAAUGCGUGGGUGCUUUGUGAUGAGUGCCAAAAAUGGCGGCGCAUACCAGCCGCACUUGCAGAUCAAAUAGAAGAAACUAACUGUGGAUGGACUUGCAAAGAUAACACAGAUAAAGACUUUGCUGACUGCUCAAUUCCUCAAGAGAAGUCAAACUCAGAAAUCAAUGAAGAGCUGGAAAUAUCUGAUGCUUCCUGUGAGGAGGAUGCCUGCGGUAACUUCCUGAAGUCUAAGCAAUAUCGACCAAAGGUUGCUCAGCAGGCAUCUUGGUCACUUAUUAAAACAAACUUGUUUCUGCACCGGAGCCGCAAAACUCAAACCAUGGACGAGGUAAUGGUUUGUCAUUGCAAACCUCCAUCAGAUGGCAGAAUGGGUUGUGGAGCUAAAUGUUUGAAUCGGAUGCUUAACAUUGAGUGUGUUCAAGGAACUUGCCCUUGUGGUGAACUUUGUUCAAAUCAGCAGUUUCAAAAACGCAAGUAUGCUAAACUGAAGUGGUGCAGGUGUGGAAAGAAGGGCUACGGCCUUCAGGCUCUUGAGGAUAUAUCUGAGGGUCAGUUUCUUAUAGAAUAUGUUGGAGAGGUGCUUGAUGUUCAUGCUUAUGAAGCAAGACAAAGAGUGUACGCCUUAAACGGUCAUAAACAUUUUUACUUCAUGACAUUGAAUGGGAGUGAGGUAAUCGAUGCAUGCGCUAAAGGGAAUUUGGGUCGGUUUAUAAACCAUAGUUGUGACCCUAACUGCCGUACGGAAAAGUGGAUGGUGAAUGGAGAAGUUUGCAUUGGACUAUUUUCUUUAAGGGAUAUUAAGAAGGGUGAAGAGGUUACAUUUGAUUACAACUAUGUACGUGUAUUUGGGGCUGCUGCCAAAAAAUGCGUUUGUGGUUCCCCUAAUUGUCGGGGCUAUAUAGGUGGUGAUCCCUUGAACUCUGAAGUAGUUGUUCAGGAUGAUUCAGAAGAUGAGUGUUUGGAACCUGUUAUGAUCUGUGGAGAUAGAGAUAUGAAUGAUGAUUGGAAUGAUAUAAUGUCAAAUUCCCUGAAUGGUGGACAGCAUGAAAUUGCAAGUAAACCACCAGCAAACAAAUACAAUAUGAAGAAACAGAUUAGUACUGUUGGUGAGAGCAUUACAGAGUCACACACUUCAGAACCUUUAACUCAAAAGGUCGAGGGUGUUAAAGCUGUGCAGGUUGAGAAAAGCAUGGUUCAGGAUAGAUCUGAAGUUGAAAACUCUGUUGCUAAUGAUUCUGCUACUGAUGCUCUUGAGCUGUUGGAUAUCAACAAAAUUACUGGCCAGGCCUUGGAUGGAUCUGUAUCAGCUACUUCAAAAGUUGAAUCUGAGGGCCUCCAGUCUCAGAUGCAUUUUUCUUCCCAACUCAUGGAUAUUUCCUAUCAGUCAGAUCGUUUUGAGACCAAAGCAAUGUCUUCUACUCAUCAAUUGGCGAUUAUGGCAGCAUCGCCUAUCAAUUCAUUGUCUGAUAUGGUUGAAUCUAAGAGGAAAUUGAAAUAUGCUGCUGUGGGGGGAAGGCAUGAACUACCAAAAUCCAAUUCUCUUGCUAAGACUAAUUCAUCUUCGUCAAUUAGAAAAGGGAAACAUAGAACGAAUGUUGUGAAUGACAAAGAAACUAUAGAUGUGGAUACUUUAAAUGCAGCAGCGGAGAAAUCCAAAAAGUUACCAGAACUUUCCGUAAAUAAUCGUUUUGAAGCUGUUGAGGAGAAACUGAACGAGCUGCUUGAUCCCAAAGGGGGAAUAAGCAAGCGGAAAGAUGCAUCUAAAGGCUACUUGAAGCUUCUUUUUCUAACUGCUGCAUCGGGGAAUAAUGGCCAUGGUGAAGCUAUUCAGAGUAAUAGAGAUCUUUCAAUGAUCUUGGAUGCACUUUUGAAGACAAAAUCUCGGACUGUUCUGGUUGAUAUAAUCAAUAAGAACGGUUUGCAGAUGUUACACAACAUAAUGAAGCGGUAUAGGAAAGAGUUUAUCAAAACCCCGAUUCUGCGCAAGCUUCUCAAGGUACUGGAAUAUCUGGCAGCCCGGGAGAUUCUUACUUCAGAGCACAUAGCUGGUGGUCCACCUUGUCCAGGAGUGGAGAGCUUUAGAGAUUCAAUAUUGAUUCUGACAGAACAUGCUGACAAACAGGUCCACCAAAUUGCACGAAACUUCCGGGAUAGGUGGAUUCCAAGACAUCUCAGGAAAAAUUGCUGCAUGGAAAGGGAUGAUGGGAAGAUUGAAUUUCAUCAUCAGCAUUUAAGCUAUGGUGGGUUUUCAGUGUCAUACAAUCAUUUGUGCGAUAGAGGCGCAAAACCUUCAGAACGGAUAAACACUCCUGAAAUGCAAUCAGCUGCUGCAUCUGGUACAGUUGAGACUUCCACUCCAGACCUGCCCUCUGCUUUGGGUACUAGCUUUGGAAACAACAUGACUAAAACGCGCAAGCGCAAGAGUCGAUGGGAUAACCCAGUGGAGGACUACCCGCAUUCAAGAAGUAGAAUCAACGUGGCAGGUGAUGAAAAGCUGAACAUUGAUGAGGAUGCCCCUCCUGGGUUUUCAUCUCCUUGUAAUGGCGGCCAUAGGGUUCAAUCUGAUGCUGCUGCAACUACUAUCAAUCACCAGGAAAGAGAGACAUGUAUAAAGCAGCAUCCAGUUGACAUUAUAUCAGGUGAUUCACAGUUGAGGUUUGUUGCACGUAUGCCUCUUUCCUAUGGGGUCUCCUACUCUGUCAUGCAGCAAUUUGGUGUCCGUAAAGCAGAAACAUCUGACUGUUGGACUGUAGCUCCAGGAGUGCCAUUCCACCCAUUUCCUCCAUUGCCUUCAUACCCCCAUGGCAAGGAAGAAUUACCAACAUCUGCUGCUGGAUGCGCAUCAUUUAGUGAAACGGCAGAAAAGAUAGAACAAAAUAAUGAUACCUGUGUCACUUAUCACACUGGUCAAAUACAUCCAGGAAUAUGCAGCAUCGACCCGCCAGAACAAAAUCUCUCAGUUGCAAAUGGCCUGCCAGAUUUUCAGCAAGGGGGUUUGUGUAGCUUGGGAAGGAAAUACUUUAGGCCAAAGUGGAAUCAUUCAAAGUUAGCCCCACCAUGGGUUCGCAUGAGAAACGGUUGGGGGCAUGCAGGGAACAACACAAGAAAUGUUCCGCCAGGAAUUGGUUUUGGAAAUGGACCGAACGAGUUUAGGAAUUCAUACAACUUGGAGAAUGUUAACUGGAGAGGAGUUUCUUAAACAUGAAACUCAUCAGCAUUGAUUAUGAAAAAUCACCUUAAUUUUAUAGAAGAUACUUGAGGAGCUAUUAAAAACAUUCUGAUGCUCCUUUUUUAUGUACCAUAAUUCUUUACUGCACAGUAUUCCUAUAUUACAAUAUUCUUUUG